GUUAAUAUUGAAACAGGCCGAAGCCUUACGGGCCAAAGACGCAAAUUCUAUGUUUUUUUUCCCCCUGACUUUUGAAAAAGACCUCAUGUUCCAUUCCUCUCUUUCUUUCCAGCCUGCAUUGAAGAUGCUUUUUAAAGAGACCGUCGUCGUACUUUUGCUGUGGGGCAUUUUCCCCACCGAAACCAGGGAAUCUCGGGGCCACAUUUCUGUCGUCCUGCUAGGCGCCACUGGAGAUUUGGCCAAAAAAUACCUGUGGCAAAGCUUGUUCCAGCUUUACGUGGAUGAAGUGACGAACGGCCACACGUUCACUUUCCAUGGGGCCGGUCUGAAGGAUCCCGACACGGGGCGGAAGCUGAUGUAUGAUCCCUUGAAAAACCUGGCCUGCUCGCCGGAGGUGCCCCCCAACCGAUGUGCGGUGCUAAAGGACCAGUUCUUGAAAUUAACGGAGUACCACCAACUCAAAGGCGAGGAAGACUACGCCAGGCUCAACCAGGGCAUUCAAACCAGCCUUGCUCAGGAGGAGCUGGUGGAAACCGGCCGUAUCUUUUAUAUGUCCGUGCCGCCGUUCGCCUACGCCGAAAUUGCCCGGCACAUUAACAGCAGCUGCAGGCCGCCCACUGGUGCGUGGUUGCGCGUGGUGCUGGAGAAACCUUUUGGCCGCGAUUUGUUGUCUGCGCAACAGCUGGCGGAGGAGCUCACCAAGGUCUUCCGCGAAGAGGAGAUUUACCGGGUGGAUCAUUACCUGGGGAAGCAGGCGGUGGCUCACAUUUUACCCUUCCGGAAGCAAAACCGAGAAAAAUUGGACCCACUCUGGAACCGACAUCACGUGGAACGCGUGGAAAUUGUUCUGAAAGAGACUGUGGAUGCCAAAAAUCGCACUGAGUUUUACGAGCAGUACGGCGUCCUUCGCGACAUCCACCAGAACCAUCUGACCGAAAUCCUGAUGUCGCUCGCCAUGGAGCUGCCGGCUAACCUCACCAACUCGGAAGAAGUCCUCCGGAGGAAGCUCGAGGCUUUCUCCUGCUUGCAAAGCUUGGAAAAAACCAGCGCCGUGAUUGGCCAGUACGAGGCGUACGGCGCCCAUGUGAGGGAGGAGCUUCAAAAGGGGCAGGACUAUUUCACCAAGACGCCAACAUUUGCAGGGGUACUGGUUCACUUGGACAAUCUACGCUGGGAAGGGGUCCCGUUUGUCCUGACGUCCGGCAAACUCCUCGACGAGCGGGCCAGCUAUGUCCGCGUCCUCUUCAAAAACCAGGUGCACUGCGUCCAGACCGAGAGUGCCCGGGAGGCCAAACAUAGCCAUUGCAAGCCGAAACAGAUCAUCUUCUCCAUUGGGCCCGGAGAGCUGAAUUCACCCGCGAUCCUAGUCAGCCGCAACCUCUUUAAGCCAUCCAUGCCCCGCGCCGACUGGAAAGAAUUCCAGGAACAGCCGCAGCUGCGCCUUUGGGGACAAAGUCUCUCCGAUUAUUACGUCUACGUCCCCGCAGCCCAGCGGGAGGCUUAUUCCUUCCUUCUCUCAGCGAUCUACCAUGGAAAAAAGGCAUCCUUCAUCACCACGGAGAAUCUGCUGGCUUCGUGGGCGUUUUGGUCCCCGUUGCUGGAUCAGCUGAACCGCGAAUCGCCCCGCCUGUAUCCUGGAGGCCAAGAAAACGGGCACCUUUUGGAUUUCAAGAUGGUGGGCAAAGAAGUGGCUUUCAUAGCGAGAGACCCCCUUGAGGUGAUCGACGCCAAGGACAAACACACCGCCGACAGAUUCCAGACGCUGCUUUCCACCUUUCGAGAGAGCCGGUUGGUUACCGCCUGGGCAGACGACCUCAUUGGCCGCCUGGCGUCCGACGUGGAAACUGCAGCGCUCGACGCCAUCCGGAGGCGCGGCGAAUUCCACUUGGCGCUUUCCGGCGGAUCGAGCCCCUUGGCCUUGUUCCGGCAACUCAGCAGACAUUGCUACGGCUUCCCAUGGAAGCAGACUCACGUAUGGAUGGUGGACGAGCGCUGCGUCCCGCUGGCCGAUCUGGAAUCGAAUUUUGGCCACCUGCACCAGCACUUACUCCAACAUAUCCGCAUUCCUUAUUUCAACAUCCACCCGAUGCCGGUGCACCUCAACCGGAGGCUGUGCGUGGAAGAGGACGGAGGGCCGCAGCUGUACGCCAAUGAAAUCGCCGCCUUGGUGGCCAACUCCAGCUUCGAUCUCAUCAUCCUGGGCAUGGGCACCGACGGGCAUACGGCCUCUCUCUUCCCCCACUCGGCCGGCUUGGAGGGGGACAAGGACGUCAUCUUCGCCGAGAGCCCCACAAAACCUCACCAGCGCAUGACUGUCACUCUGCCGCUUAUCAAUAAAGCCAGACAGGUGUCCGUCUUAGUGAUGGGGAAAAGCAAACACGAGACUGUGUCUAUUGUCAGCCGGGCAGGGAACGAGCCGCAGAAGUGGCCGAUAUCCGGCGUGAAGCCCAAAAAAGGCCAGGUUUCCUGGUACAUCGACUAUGAAUCUUUAAUGGGGUGAGCUUUCUGACACUUCAGGUCGCCCCCCCCUCCUUCCUGUUAAUCUGGCAUUUCUCAGCACAAAUCAGUGUGUGGCGUGAAAAUUAUCUGGGGGAUGAAUCGAGGGGGGAAAAUGCCAUUUUUUAAAAAUUACUGUAUUUUU
This is a messenger RNA of Thamnophis elegans (Western terrestrial garter snake), 2641 nucleotides long. RefSeq names its product hexose-6-phosphate dehydrogenase/glucose 1-dehydrogenase (gene H6PD). Gene Ontology annotation, cellular component: endoplasmic reticulum. Gene Ontology annotation, molecular function: glucose-6-phosphate dehydrogenase activity; NADP binding; 6-phosphogluconolactonase activity. Gene Ontology annotation, biological process: glucose metabolic process; pentose-phosphate shunt; pentose-phosphate shunt, oxidative branch. The coding region runs from base 50 to 2500 and encodes 816 amino acids. The transcript has 4 exons. The record is from RefSeq and is a predicted model, not a curated record. NCBI's taxonomy places the organism in Eukaryota, Metazoa, Chordata, Lepidosauria, Squamata, Natricidae.